This is a messenger RNA of Scleropages formosus (Asian bonytongue), 3542 nucleotides long. RefSeq names its product macoilin-1-like. The transcript is spliced from 11 exons. Gene Ontology annotation, cellular component: rough endoplasmic reticulum membrane. Bases 239 to 2248 code for a protein of 669 amino acids. Gene Ontology annotation, biological process: neuronal signal transduction. Lineage: Eukaryota; Metazoa; Chordata; Actinopteri; Osteoglossiformes; Osteoglossidae. The record is from RefSeq and is a predicted model, not a curated record.
GACACGAACUGCCAGUCAGCCCUUUCCGUGCAAUACGUCGAGGCGUAUGGAGCCUGCGCUAAAGCAAAGGAGGAGGGUCUUCUUUGGAGUGUUUUUAUUUAUUUCUUUGUUUCCGGAGAAAUAAUAAUAACAGCGACGUAUUUCACGCUAUACUGUAUUAUUUAUUUUUGCCCGUGUAAGAUAAAAAGCUGGAAGAGGUUCGCAGAGUGUGUGGAAGACCCAAGCGAGAGGGAGGAGGAUGAAGCGGCGCAAUGCGGACUGCAGCAAACUCCGACGGCCGUUAAAACGGAACAGAAUCGCUGAGGGUAUUUAUGGCAGCACCUUCCUGUACCUCAAGUUCCUGGUCGUGUGGGCGCUGGUACUGCUAGCAGACUUUGUGCUGGAGUUCAGGUUCGAAUACCUCUGGCCCUUUUGGCUCUUCAUUCGCAGUGUGUACGACUCCUUCAGAUACCAGGGGCUGGCCUUCUCUGUGUUCUUUGUCUGUGUCGCGUUCACGUCGGACAUCAUAUGCCUCCUGUUCAUCCCCGUUCAGUGGCUGUUCUUCGCUGCCAGCACAUAUGUUUGGGUGCAGUAUGUGUGGCACACAGAGCGAGGUGUGUGCCUUCCCACGGUGUCACUAUGGAUACUCUUUGUGUACAUAGAGGCUGCAAUCCGAUUCAAAGAUUUGAAGAACUUCCAUGUUGACUUGUGUCGCCCGUUUGCUGCACACUGCAUCGGCUAUCCUGUGGUGACGCUGGGCUUUGGCUUUAAGAGCUACGUGAGCUACAAGAUGCGCCUGCGCAAGCAGAAGGAGGUGCAGAAGGAGAACGAGUUUUACAUGCAGCUUCUACAGCAGGCACUUCCUCCUGAGCAGCAGCUGCUCCAGAGGCAGGAGCGUGAGGCUGACGAAGGUGUGUCAACCAAAGGGGUCUCGGACGUGGACAUCCCUCCCAUCUCGCAGAAUGGCGCUCCUGCUGGCAAGAAAGCUUUGCUGCCAGAGCUCGAGUACCGGGAUAAAGGGAGGGAGCACAAAAAGCAGAGUGUGGGCAUAAACAAUAACAUCCUGCAGGCAGUGGACUCAAGGCUUCAGGAAAUCGAGUACAUGGAGAACCAGCUGAACAGCAAGAGACUGAAUAACGAGCUGGCGGGCAGCACUGAAAGCCUGCUUCUAAAGGAGGAGGUGGCCUCUGGAAGCACUGCCUCCAAGAACUACAAGAACUCUGCUGGGGGCAUAGCCAACUCAUCGCCCCGCGGCCACAGCGCCAGCAACGGCACCGUGCCCAUCUCCACCUACUCCUCCUCUUCCUCCUCCUCCAACAAGAAUGAGAAGAAGCAGAAGUUCCCAGGCAAGGGCCUGGCACCCCACAGGGACGUCAUGGAGAACUGCAUCCCCAACAACCAGCUGAGCAAGCCGGAUGCACUUGUACGGUUAGAGCAGGACAUUAAGAAGCUGAAGGCAGACCUGCAGGCGAGCCGCCAAGUGGAACAGGAGCUGCGCAGUCAGAUCGGCUCGCUCAGCAGCACAGAGAGGAGCGUCCGCUCAGAGCUGGCCCAGCUCCGGCAGGACAACGAACUGCUGCAGAGCAAACUUCACAGCGCCGUUCAGGCCAAGCAAAAGGACAAGCAGACCAUCAGCCAGCUGGAGAAGAGGCUCAAGGCUGAGCAAGAGGCCCGUGCUGCCGCUGAGAAGCAGCUGGCUGAGGAGAAGAAGCGCAAGAAGAUUGAGGAGGCGAGUGCCGCCAGGGCUGUGGCCCUCGCAGCGGCAUCCAGAGGAGAGAGCUCUGACGUGCUCAGGGGCCGCAUCCGUGAGCUGGAGACCGAGUGCAAGAAGCUCAGCGUGGACAUGAAGCUGAAGGAGGAACAAAUUCGGGAGCUUGAGGUGAAAGCCCAGGAGCUGCGCAAGUACAAGGAAAAUGAGAAGGACACGGAGGUGCUGAUGUCGGCACUCUCCGCCAUGCAGGACAAGACACAGCACCUAGAGAACAGCUUGAGUGCUGAGACUCGCAUCAAGUUGGAUCUCUUCUCUGCACUAGGUGAUGCCAAGAGGCAGCUGGAAAUUGCCCAAGGUCAGAUCCUCCAGAAAGACCAGGAAAUCAAGGACCUGAAACAGAAAAUAGCCGAAGUGAUGGCAGUCAUGCCGAGCAUCGCGUACACAGCAGACACCAAUAACCUGGGUCCCGUGGCCCCCCAUUACUCCUCCAAGUUCAUGGACACCAGCCCCUCAGGCCUAGACCCCAAUGCAUCUGUUUACCAGCCCCUCAAGAAAUGAAUGCACAGCACUUCCCCACCCCCAUCCCUGCCCCUCAGCCCUGUUUAAGGUGAACAUGGUGUGUUAGCUGCUGACGUUGUCCUGAUUCCUUUCUUGGUUUAGAGGACUUUGUGUUGUAUGAAUGCUUGCUUUGGUUCAGGCAGAGGAUAAGAAGGGACACCACGUCGGCUGAGAUUGUCCACUGUUCUUUUUUUAUCUGUAACCUUGAGAAAACCGGAAGUAACAGCUUUUGUUCCUGGUCAAUGCAUAAAAAGCCUCAUAUUUUGGUUCUUCCAUUGCCUGUUUUUCACACUCAGACUUUUUUCCUGAUCAGACCAGUUUGUUAAUUUCAUGCAGAAAUAUCAAGUGCAGUGCAGUGUCAGGAAGUCUAAAAAUCAUAUCUGAUUUGAAGUGUGUUUGACUAUGAGAUGUUGCCUUUGGUGUUUACAGACUUCAGUGCAAACCAUCCAUGGUUGUGGUUUCAUUUUUCUAAACCCUCAGCUCUAUAUGAACAUCUCAAAUGGUUUCUAUGUUGCCAGUAUUGAUACCCUCUGAUCCCUGGGACUGGUGUUCCCUCCAAACACAGGAAGCUACUGAGCUCAGUUACGCCCCAUCAGGCACUGUUAUUUCUCACUUCUUUGUACUAGUAUUUCAUUCACUGUUUGGCCUCUUUGGUUAUCUUUAGUUGGUGUCUCCUUCCAAGAUGGACCGGACUGUCAGGUGUAAUGACCUGCUGCCAAGAAAUAUGUUCACUGAUUUUUGUAUUAAUAUGGAUAUUAAACCUUUGUUUUGUUGGUUCACGAGAUGCGAAAGUUAAAAUACUGUCUAGUUUUAGGAGGAAAAUGUGUUGCAUCAAACUUGUUUCCCCCCCCACCCCUUCUCUACUGGACCAAACUGAACGUAAGGAAUUUUACCAUAAUUAUUAAAUUUGUCUUCUGCAGAGAACCAAGCUAAUUUCACAGUUGAAUCUUGUAUUUUCCUGCUAGCUGUCAUUUACAGUGCCUUGCAACAACACUUUUAUUCUUUAUUAUUUUGGAAUUAAGGGGCCCCUCUCCAACCAGCACCUCCAACUGAUAAUUUUAAACAGUGGUUUUCAGUUUCUUCCCAGCUGAACCUUGGAUCACAGCCUCUACUUUCUUCUUGUUCCUUCUGCCUGGCACCCGAAGGAAUGUUGCUGCAAAGGGAAAAAGAACAAUGAGAUGAAUUUCAUGCAGUUUGUAUUUAAAAAGGUUGAAGGAGGGGAAAAAAAAAAAAAAAAGGUACCUAUCAAAUGUGGCACUUGUGGAGUGUUUUCCCCCCCCCCCCCCUUUCACAA